CGAAGUUCCUAUCUUAUUCCCAGCUUCACAAUUAUUUUCUCUGGUAGUUGCAGUCGACGCUACUUCAGGCAACAUUAUGGACUUGAUUUCCUUAGGACAUCUGGAAUCCAUGGGCUCUGCCAAAGGCCUCAUGGAGCAGAAGAGUCUACAAAUUACCAUUGACAACGAUAACUUAAGAAUCUUGAAAAGUUGUGAAUCUUUGUUCAAUAACGUCAUCGACAAGAAGUUUCAAUGUAUCAGUAACCUGGAAAGUGCCAUGAAUUCUGCCAAAAUCUACAGAACAAUGUUGCUAUCCCAAAUAGAGUUGUCUGUCUGGAAAGAUGAUCUCACCAGACAUCCUGUGGAUGCUGUGGUUAAUGCUGCCAAUGAAUACCUUUCCCAUGCAGGAGGUCUGGCCUUGGCCCUGUUGAGGGCAGGAGGGCCUGUUGUUGCACAGGAGAGUGAAGAAAUGAUCAGGCGUGUAGGAAAAGUACCAACUGGUCAAAUAGCUGUAACAGGAGGAGGCCAGCUUCCCUGUUCCCAGAUCAUCCAUGCUGUUGGACCACAGUGGAGUAUGACAAAUGCACAAAGAUGUUGCUUCGAACUUAGAGAAGCCAUUUUAAAUAUUCUGAAUCAUGUAGUCAAUGAACCUGGCAUAAAGACAGUGGCAAUCCCUGCAUUAAGCUCUGGGAUUUUUGGCUUCCCUCUGGAUAUGUGUGCAGACAUUAUUGUAAAUACGAUUUUGCUAUUUCCUAAUUUUCAAAGCAACAGUACCUUAAAAGAAAUCCACCUGGUGAGCAAUGAGGAACCCACUGUGGCUGCAUUUAAAAGAAGCUGUGAAAAGAUUCUGAGUGGGAACAUACCAGCAACCCCACCUUUAGCUUCCAUUACCCUCAACAAUGUGAACCUCCAGAUUAUAGAGGGGUUCAUUGAGAAGCAGCAGGUGGAUGUAAUUGUGAAUACUGUAUCAGCUAAAAAUUCUUUUGAAAAUGGAUAUGUAUCAAAUGCAAUUCUUAAGCAAGCAGGCACUGAACUUGAGGAAGACUUUUUAAAAGCAUUGUAUAAAACAUCUAAAAGUCAAGAGUUGGUAGUAGUCACAAGAGGAUUCAAGUUAUCCUGUCAAUAUGUGUACCAUGUAGUGUGGCCUGACUACGAUAAUAAAAAGAAGAUAUUGAAAGAUGCAGUGAUGAAAUGCUUGGAAAACUCCUGUCAGCAAAGUAUAAAAUCAAUUUCCUUCCCUGUUCUUGGAACUGGGAGCAUUGGCAUCGCAAAAGAAGAAGCAGUUCGAAUUAUGUUGGAGGAAGUUUUACAGUUUUCCAAGGACCACCCAAGAAAAAAACUCCUUGUGAAUUUUGUGAUCUUUCCAGCUGACAGCAAACUAUCUGAGGUUUUCAAAAGUGAGUUGGCCAAGAUGAAGACCAACCAGAUGGGAAAGAUGACACAAAAAAUGAAUAAAGAAAGUGGUAAAAAGUACAAAGCUCCAAGGAGGCCUGAAGAAGAGAAAAAAGAAGCUGAGCUUGAAGAAACAAGAACACCUUCAAUCCACCUCAAAGGGAAUAAUGAGGAACAACUGGCUGCUGCUAAAAAGUGGAUCAUGACAUUAUUGUGGCCCCGGGCGUGCUAUUCUAUUGAAAACAAUCUUAUCUUCUACCUUGGCAAAGAGGAGCAUGACCAGUUGUCUCAUCUAAAAAACAAGUAUGAGGUUUCCAUCUCAGAGGAUAUCAGCUCUGGGAAGGUGACACUAGAGAUUAAAGGAAGGCGGAACACUAUCAUUCCUGUGGUGCUACGUAUUGAAAACCUGCUGUGUGAUGUGCAGAUGGACUGUGCAGAGAAAAACUUAAGAAGGCUAAAGGGAUGCUCAUUCUCUAUCCAGCCACAAGAAGGAAAUGUGAAUAGUUUGGACAUUUCGUUGGAAAAGAAACUCCAGGAAAAGAAAAAAGAGUUUGAAAAAGCGGGUUUGGAAGUGCUGAAGGUCGAUUCAAUCUCCGAUCCCUUACUUGAGGCUGCCUUUAAAGGGAGGAAGAUGAUUCAGAGUAAGAAAGCAAAUGGGAACUGUAGUUUCAUGCUGUACCAGGAAGUCCCACAUCAAUUCUGCAACUUUGUAAGAAAAACUGGCUUCCAAAGGAUAUACUCCAUGCCUCUCGACCACCAAUAUGGUUAUGGCAUUUACUUCAACAAGAACCUCAAAAACUUGGUAAACAAUCUCAGGACGACCUCUGACCCUGACUGCAAGAUCUAUGUAUUUGAGGCUGAAGUGGCCAUAGGUUCCUACUGUGAGGGAAGUCCAUCCUACAUUUCUCCUCCUCCAUUAGAUUCAAGAACCAUGGAUACCUAUGACAGUGUUGUUGACAAGGUCAAGAACCCAGAGACGUUUGUCAUUUUCGACAGCACACAGGCUCUCCCACGGUAUUUGUGGACCUGUGUGUUGAGAAAGCGUGCUUUCUCCCAAAUGGAAGCCAAGGAUAAGGGCUCAAAAAGCACCUCUGUCUAAUGGGCAUGUCAUGUUUCUCUAAAUAAUGGCUAUUACUUAAAAAAAAAGUCUCCCUAGCAAUUCCCCUAAAAAGUAGAUGAGACAGCUUAUGGAAACAGACCACCAUGUACUAGUACCCCAGUACCCUCAAUUCUGCUUCAACCUCUUCUUUUUUCUUUGUGAGGCAAUUGGGGUUAAGUGACUUGCCCAGGGUCACACAGCUAGUAAGUGUCAUGUGUCUGAGGCCAGAUUUGAACUCAGGUUCUCCUGACUCCAGGGCUGGUGCUCUAUCCACUGCACCACCUAGUUGCCCCUCAACCUCUUUUUAAAAAAUAAAAGAGUAGUAGGGGUAAAUACCCUACAACCUUCAUGGGAGAAAUGGAAAAGCUCUCUGAAAGAGAAACAAACUUUUGAGAGAAAAUAUCUAAUUUUUCUACUUCCCUUUUCUUUCUAAAAACUAGCAUUUAUAUUGUGCUUUAAAGUUUGCAAAGUGCUUUACAAAUAUUAUCUCAUUUGAUCCUCACAACAACCCUGGGAGGUAGGUGCUAUUAUUAUCAGUUUCUUGAUAUAUAAAAUGCGGAUAGCACUCAGUACAUCCUACUUCAUACUUUGUUGUGAGGCUCAAAUGAGAUAUGUACAGAAAGUGCUUUGCAAACCUAUUAGCACUAUAUAAAUGCCAGCUGGUGGUUUUACUGUUUAUUUUUAGCUCAUUGAUUCAUUUAAAAUAUAUUAUACUAUAUGGUGAGAUUUCUCUAAUUCCAUUUUCACCAUACUGCUAUAAUCGGAACACUUUUAAUCAGAUAGUGCCUUUCUUCUCUAAUGUUUUGAUAUCUCAUAUUUCUCAAAUGCUAUUAUAUUCAUUUUGUUCUAAUUCUGAGUUUUCUAAUGUGUAAUUUGAGAAUUGACAGUGCAAGUACUGAUUUGACUUUUUCCCUCUAUCACAAUUCCCCCAUAUUGUGCAUGCCUGGCCCUUCCAUAUAAUUUUUUUUCACUAUGAAGCAGCUCAAUGGCUUUGAAUAUUGCUAUGAUAAAAUGUAAUAAAAUUAAUUUUGAGUAAUAUUUUUGUGCUAUAAGAAAUGACAAGCAGGAUGACUUUGGAAAGAUAUGUAUGAAAUGAUGUAUUGUGAAAUGAGCAGAACCAAGAGAACA
This is a messenger RNA of Dromiciops gliroides (monito del monte), 3598 nucleotides long. It is a transcript of the gene PARP9, whose product is annotated as poly(ADP-ribose) polymerase family member 9. The transcript has 10 exons. Gene Ontology annotation, biological process: positive regulation of type II interferon-mediated signaling pathway; negative regulation of gene expression. The record is from RefSeq and is a predicted model, not a curated record. The coding region runs from base 77 to 2470 and encodes 797 amino acids. NCBI's taxonomy places the organism in Eukaryota, Metazoa, Chordata, Mammalia, Microbiotheria, Microbiotheriidae. Gene Ontology annotation, cellular component: nucleus; cytoplasm. Gene Ontology annotation, molecular function: transcription corepressor activity; NAD+ poly-ADP-ribosyltransferase activity; ubiquitin-like protein ligase binding.